Messenger RNA from Purpureocillium lilacinum, 885 nucleotides. RefSeq lists its product as uncharacterized. The record is from RefSeq and is a predicted model, not a curated record. NCBI's taxonomy places the organism in Eukaryota, Fungi, Ascomycota, Sordariomycetes, Hypocreales, Ophiocordycipitaceae.
AUGGGGGUGAGCAACGCCAGCACGUCCGAUCUCGUCACCAUUGACAGCGAGUUCCUCAAACGCCUGCAACUACGCCGCGACAUCUUGCGAGAACACCCCACUUCAUCCAUGCGAGCGACUCCGAGGGCGGAGCCAGCAAUACGGGAACUCUACGAGUAUCUGGCGGGAUUCUAUCUCCCCAAGCGCUACCCCACGCUGUUCAGGACUCGUGUAGAUGGGGGAGAAGCUGUUCUUGAGAACCUCGCCUCGGCGGAGACGUACCCUCAGCGGGCUCCUAGCGCGACGGAUGCCACGAUGCAGCGCCUUGGCACGCUCGUCGACGAGGACUUUAUUUUCCUCAUGCCACCACCGGACGGGACCAGAGGCGAGUACACGAUACAGGGAUGGGUCGUCUGCUUCACAAGCGGAUUUGAUCUGCCCCCGCUGCUGGAGAAGCCCCUCAGCUUCGUUCAUGCCCCUGUGCCGGGGUAUGAGGAGAAACUGGGGCUGAGCAUGACGAGGUGGUUCGACCGGCUCGCCGUCGGCCGGCUAACCCGCCGCUACAAUUGGGCCAUCACCGUGCAUGGUGGCUUGAGGCUCAGCCACGGCGAGAACGCCCUCUACGCAUUUCACGAAACGUCACGGCAGCAGCAAACUGACGUAGAUAUAAGCAAGGCGCACCUCCGAACGGAACUUCAGCACCUGUAUAGGCUGCCAUCAUCCCGCGCCAUCGUGCUAAUGUACAAGACGUACCUGUACCCUCUGGAAGAUAUCAAAGCCGAGGGGCAGGGAGGGGCCCUCGCGGACGCGAUCGGUGGCCUGUCCAAGGGAAACGUCCCUGCCAUGGCCAAAUACAAGGGCAGCGAGAUCUGGGGCGAGGCAGUGUGCAAGUUUCUCAGAUCCUAG